CUGCGCUCUCGGAGAAGCACCCACAUCUGGGGUCUGACACGCCAAGGGCGAGACAUGGCUCUGCUAGAACUCGCCAUGCAAGGACUGUCCCUCUUCGGAUUCAUUCUGUUCAUCGUGCUGUGGCUCAUGCAUUUCAUGUCCAUCAUCUACGUCCGUCUUCACCUCAACAAGAAGACCACAGACAAGCAGCCGUACAGUAAACUUGCUGGGGUGUCACUGCUAAAGCCUCUAAAAGGAGUGGACCCCAACCUUAUCAACAACCUGGAGACCUUCUUUGAACUUGACUACCCAAAGUAUGAAAUUCUCCUCUGUGUCCAAGACCAUGAUGAUCCUGCCAUUGAUGUUUGUAAAAAGCUUCUGGGCAAAUAUCCCAACGUUGAUGCAAGAUUAUUUAUAGGAGGAAAGAAGGUUGGGAUUAACCCAAAGAUAAACAACCUUAUGCCUGGAUACGAGGUGGCGAAGUAUGACCUGGUGUGGAUCUGCGACAGCGGGAUACGAGUGAAAUCAGAUACCCUCACCGAUAUGGCCAAUCAGAUGACAGAGAAGGUGGGAUUGGUGCAUGGCCUCCCGUACGUGGCGGAUAGACAAGGCUUCGCUGCCACAUUAGAGCAGGUGUACUUUGGGACAUCCCACCCACGCUCCUACAUCUCAGCCAAUGUGAUGGGCAUUAAAUGUGUGACAGGCAUGUCGUGCCUCAUGAGGAAGGAUAUCCUGGACCAGGCCGGGGGGCUCAUCGCUUUUGCCCAGUACAUUGCGGAGGACUACUUCAUGGCCAAGGCCAUUGCGGACAGGGGGUGGAAAUUCGCUAUGGCAACGCAGGUAGCCAUGCAGAACUCGGGCUCUUAUUCAAUUGCACAAUUCCAGUCUCGCAUGAUCAGGUGGGCCAAGCUGCGCAUCAACAUGCUCCCAGCCACCGUCUGCGAGCCCAUCUCCGAGUGCUUCGUGGCCAGCCUCAUCAUCGGCUGGGCGGCGCACCACGUGUUCCGCUGGGACAUCAUGGUCUUCUUCAUGUGCCACUGCCUGGCCUGGUUCAUCGCAGACUACAUCCAACUCCGAGGCAUCCAGGGAGGCCCCCCGGCCUUCUCCAAGCUGGACUAUGCCGUGGCCUGGUUCAUCAGGGAGUCCAUGACGAUACAGAUCUUCCUCUCAGCGCUGUGGGACCCCACGAUAAGCUGGAGGACUGGCCGCUACCGCUUGCGCUGUGGGGGAACAGCAGAGGAGAUCCUGGAGGUAUAACCCAGACGGGUCCAGAGACUGUACAGAAGCAAGCGAAAAAAUGGUAACAAAAAGCAAUGGAAAAGUGGAGCAUGGAAAGGAAAAAAAAAAAACUUCAUAGGACAAUUAAGGUUUUAAGAGAAUUCAACUUUUGAUAGUUUUUAUGUGGAAAAAAAAUAUGAAAUCCCUGUUUUUAAUGAGAAGAUGUGUACCUUCCUUCCAAAAACCAGUCUGUGUUGAAAGGAAGGAGAGGACAAAGAAGGGAGGGUGUAAAUAUUUAUUGCUGUAAAGAAGGCAAAAACCUAAGGCUAAGAAUCCUUCUGAGGGCUAGAGACAGGAGUGGGAGGCAAACAGUAGGAAUUACAACUGCAGGCCUUUGUUUUUAGUUUCUUUUUUAUCUUGGUGACACAUUCCAUGAGUGGUUAACAGCACCGUAUUUAUCUUGUAGCCAUAAUAUAGCCAAUUGAUUACCAAAUACGAUAAUGUAAUCUUAUUGAAAUGUGAACUCCUAUCAUUUCGGCAUAUAAAUUACUAGUAGCACUAAUGCAGUUAGUUGACUAUUGCUGCCUUAGUGCUGUGUAGUUAUUGUCAAUUGAAUGCAGUGUUGCCUUUUUGAAGUGCUGCCUACUGAAAGUUUCAACAAAAGGAUCCACUCAGGACCACUUUGUGUUUACUAGUCAGAUAUUUCAAGCAAUAUUUAAAGUAAAAGUAGGGAGUGAUUUGUACAUAGCUGGCUCUGGCUUUGUGUGUUGUUUCUGAGAUCAGUAAUGUUUCCAAGUAUCACAAGAUGAUGCUGACAGGAUCGUCCCCAGCACGCCAUCAUCAGCCAGCCAAUGUGAAUGGCCAUCAGGGUGAAUCUAGCAGUUAUUUACCAGCAAAUAACAUUUUUUUUUUCCCAUAAUUUGAAACAUGGAUACUAGAACAGCUUACCAGGCUUUACGUUUUGAAUGCUCUCGUAGACAUUGUCAGAAAGCUCACGAGUGUUUCUGGGUAAAUUAUCUCGAAGCACUUGAAACUUCUUUAAUGGUGUGCAUUUAUACCGAAGUCAUAGGAAUCUGCUGUCUAAAAGGACAGGUCUCGUACCUUACCGGUGUGCAUAUGUGCAAGGUCAGAAGAUUCACGCAAAUUUCGACCAUGCUGUCGAGUAUCGAUGUGGCCAUUUGUUUCUGUGCUUAAUGUCACUUCAUGAUGGUGUUCCAUGAAGCACAGUCAGUAUUUCCCUGAGGCAUAUUUCAGUGUUUAUCCGCAAGGGCACUGACAUCUGAACAGUCCACUUUAUUUCAAACUUGCAUCCCAUUUCAUAUGUUUUUGACACUUUAGGCAGGCAAUUUGCCUGUACAGUUAAAACAAGUAAGCACUGUGUAACAAUUGUGCAAAUCUACAUUGUUGUAUGACAGAAAGGGUCAGUGUGAUUUUAUGCCAAGGGCAGUUUGGUUGAAUUGGCUUUAGCUUUUCUAAAAGAUGUAGUCUCUUAAAACUAUAGCAGUGUUUUGAAAUUAGUCUAAGGAAUUACCAAACAUCAAGAAAAUUCCAGAUUGACACGUUUCAAAAGAUUAGACUGCUAACACCAGACAGUGUGUUUGAGCUGUCUGCAUUCCAUAGAUAGGCCUUGAAAUAUUGUUUCAGAACAAAGUGAACAAAAGAGACACAUUCAGGUUCAGCAGUGGCAAGAACUGGGCAGCAGUGUGGAGAGGCAUUUUUGGCAAAGGCACCCCUGUACUGAUGGCCCCUCUGGGUCUGCUAUUUCUGAUACCUCUGCUGCCCCUUAAAGAGAAAACACUUUUGAACAAAAUGAUUGAAAAAAAAAAUGCUUGCCAUUCAAUGCCAGACUGUAUCUGAGCCAUGUUAGGAAGUUAAAUCACCUUACAUUUAUAUAGUAGUCUUUCCAACAAGAGAGAUGUCAAAAUGUUGUUUACAAGAACUGCAGCACCAUCACUGAUGAAAUCGAGUGUGUGUGGGAGGAAUCCUCUUCGAUCCGUCUGUCUGUGUUUGUGUAGUCAUUCUGGGGAAACGUGGCACAGUAUUGACGAUUGGCACACGCCUACGAGUGGUACACUUUUGGUAGAUUUGACAUGUAUCACAAUCACGAAAGCAAGUUUUAAGUCAAACAAAACCCAAAUUUAGUACAGCGCGUUUGUCAAAUGCCAUCACUCUAAAAGCAUUUCCGAUGUUAAAACCACUUUAUUUAAAUCUUUUACAGUUUUUUGUAUAUCAUGAAAAAUGACAGAUCAUAAAGGCACUCACCUAAGGACAGAAUGGAGACAAUAAUGCCAACCCAGGUUAUAACAAAAAACUAAUGUAACGGACAAAACCCACUGUUCAGACUUGGUUUUUCUUUCUUUUUUGUAUACAGCUUACACACACAUUUGUGAUCAAUUUAGUAGAGUGGCAUCAUGUGAAGUUACUUGUUUAUGAUUGAUGGCUCAUUUCUUUGCCAUUUUUGACCCUCUGUCCUUGCCUUGUUGCAUGCUGAAGAUGGCAGAACAGAAAUGCGUUUAAUAUGCAGUUAUUCCAGCUGUACAAAUGAAAAACGGUCAGUCUGAACAGUGAGUGUUGUCUUGUGCAAAGAUAAGAUGUGCCUACAAACACCAGCAAACAACCCGUAAAUGAAACUGAAACUUGUCUUACUAACUGAGGUAUUCCCCUUCUUACUACUAGAUUUUCUAGUAGAAAUUCCAGUUUGUUUUUUUUUUCUUUUUUUAUACUUUCCUAUUUGGUCACCAGACAAAUUUCAAAGUGCUGAUUCUGAAUAAAGUGGUCUCCACAUAUGUUUGUGUUUGCAGAAAUGGGAUGAAUCAACGCAAUACAUAGUCCCAACAACACUGAGCCAUUUUACAUCUUCAGCUAGCAGUGAAAUAAAGGGAAAGUCCCUUACCACUGAGCGUUUUGUCAGGUCCAAGAUGCUUUGCUGCCGCUCUUCAUUUGUUAGCCAUUGGCUUGGCAUUCAGGCAUUGGUGAAUGCAGUAGUUCACCUGCCAGCAGCUUAGGUAAGGCCUCUGUCAGAAUAUCAUUUUUACAUCUGCAACUUGAACUUAAAAUAUGUUUGAACAAAUACA
Messenger RNA from Megalops cyprinoides (Indo-Pacific tarpon), 4271 nucleotides. RefSeq names its product UDP-glucose ceramide glucosyltransferase (gene ugcg). NCBI's taxonomy places the organism in Eukaryota, Metazoa, Chordata, Actinopteri, Elopiformes, Megalopidae. Gene Ontology annotation, cellular component: membrane. The transcript is spliced from 9 exons. Gene Ontology annotation, biological process: glucosylceramide biosynthetic process. The coding region runs from base 55 to 1236 and encodes 393 amino acids. The record is from RefSeq and is a predicted model, not a curated record. Gene Ontology annotation, molecular function: ceramide glucosyltransferase activity.